Colletotrichum gloeosporioides is the source of this 186-nucleotide messenger RNA. RefSeq lists its product as uncharacterized. The record is from RefSeq and is a predicted model, not a curated record. NCBI's taxonomy places the organism in Eukaryota, Fungi, Ascomycota, Sordariomycetes, Glomerellales, Glomerellaceae. The transcript has 2 exons. Bases 1 to 186 code for a protein of 61 amino acids.
AUGAGUCCAAGUGAUAUUCAAGCGGUGCUUAUGGAGAAGCCCGUCACCGGCAUCCACCCUGUCGAGGAUGUUCUCAUGUCAUUUUCCGAUACUUCCCGACGGUCGAAUAGCCGUUCCCCGCUAUCAUGGGACAGCCUCUCAUUUAUCAACGAACCGAAGAAGCAGCCACAAUCAUCGCUCAUGUAA